Messenger RNA from Trichophyton verrucosum HKI 0517, 1581 nucleotides. Its product is annotated as WD repeat protein. The record is from RefSeq and is a predicted model, not a curated record. Gene Ontology annotation, biological process: regulation of transcription by RNA polymerase II. Gene Ontology annotation, cellular component: Set3 complex. Lineage: Eukaryota; Fungi; Ascomycota; Eurotiomycetes; Onygenales; Arthrodermataceae. The transcript has a single exon. The coding region runs from base 1 to 1581 and encodes 526 amino acids. Gene Ontology annotation, molecular function: protein binding; transcription corepressor activity.
AUGGCAAAUGGGACUGUUGGCGAAGAAGCUUCCACUCCACCGUCGCCAAAGGCUUCUUCUCGCAAACCCGGACAAGAAGCUGCAGCCAAUGGACACAUUCAAGGUGAUCAAACUUCCAGCAAAGCUGGUGAUGGAGCCGAUCAUGAAGAUGGCGAUACGGCAAUGACAUCUGAUGCGCCUGUCGCAGCUGACAAGCAACAGCCCGAGGAAGCGCAUUCUAAGAUCCCGAAAUCGCCGUCUCGGCCAUCAUCACCCGCAGUUGAACCGGUGGUCGACGCCGACGGGGACAUCGGGAUGUCCGCACCACCAACUCCUGUUUACACGCUCACAAACGGACAAAGUGUUGGAGUUCAGAUUGCACCUCCAAAGGCCAUCGAUUUAACAACGGACACUAUUCUGUUAGAUAUUGGUGCCAAAAAUCAUGUCAUGAAGACAGCUUGGCGGCCCGGUGAUUCACUUUUGGUUGGAGCCAGUGCAGAGUCAUACUGCGGGCUUUGGAAACUAACAGGACAACGCUCGUCGACUACACCGGGGCAUGAAGUACUGACCAGCACAGCAAACGUCACCGCCAUGGAGUGGGAGCCGACAGGCAAAACAUUAGCUGUUGCGACAUACUCCGAUUUUGAGGGCACUGUUGUUCUUUACGGUCCACAGGGAAAGAUGAUAAAGACCUUGCCUUGUAUGCCUGGCUUAAUAUCUGGACUUAGAUGGUCUGGAAACAGAGAUCGUAUUAUCUUCACGGUAUCCGAUGGCAGUCAGUCUAAGCUGCUACUGUGGGAUAAGGAGAUAUCAACCACCGAGUACAUCAACAGCCAGCUUAUUGAUGGUGCUAUAUAUGAAGUUCUGUGGGUAGAAGAUGAAGAGGUAUAUGCCUGUGGAGAUGGAGCUGUGUACCAAUUCCGCGUCACGAAUGAGAUUGAACUAUCCGAAACCUUCCGUUGGGAGGAAUACCCUCAGGAACCAUGGACGCUGAUCAAGUCGAUACAGUGGAAGGAAUCGAGCGUGGUUGCCACAGUAUCGACAUCUGCUACGACGUCUAAUAUCUGGAUACCUAGUCAUGACAUAAAAGUUGAAUCUGCACACCAUGGAAUAAUCACAUCUCUAGAGUUCAGGCCGCUACCAAAGCCUCACUCCAGUCCUCAAACCCUAGCCAACGGAACUGGAAAGGACCCUGCACUAAUUUUGGCUACUUCUUCCAUGGACGAGACACUUAAGAUUUGGAGCAUUGAUUGCACUUCGAGAACUGCGAGUUGUGUCCAUCGGCUUUUCCUCGGCUCGUCAUUACCAGCACUAUCAUCCGCUUUCUCCCCGGAUGGUUACGCAAUCGCAGCUGCCAGUCAGGAUAAGUUAUUCAUUUGGAAUGCAGAACGGGGAGGUACACCGAUGGCAAGCUGGCCUAUUCCCAAGGAUGGGACUAAGGAUGAAACCAACUCGGAUGAAGGCAAUGGCACUGUUAACGGGAUCCAAUCGGCCCUUGACCGUCCGCUCUCAUGGGAUAGUGACGGAAAGAAGUUGGCUCUUGGUUUCGGAAACACGGUAUGCACUAACUCUAUCACCCUUCCAUAUCUUAUAUCCUGCUAA